This is a messenger RNA of Oldenlandia corymbosa var. corymbosa, 2425 nucleotides long. NCBI's taxonomy places the organism in Eukaryota, Viridiplantae, Streptophyta, Magnoliopsida, Gentianales, Rubiaceae. The record is from the annotation of a GenBank genome assembly.
AUGGAAACUAAAUCAGUUUCCAAGUUGGCCCUUUUUUUCUUCUGCAUUUCUCUGUUGAUUGGUCCAGAGUUUACACAAUGCAGUGUCACCUAUGACAAGAAGGCACUUUUGAUUAAUGGGAAAAGGAGAAUCCUGCUCUCUGGCUCUAUACAUUAUCCAAGAAGCACCCCUGAUAUGUGGGAAGACCUUAUAACCAAGGCUAAAGAUGCUGGCUUGGAUGUUAUUGAUACUUAUGUGUUUUGGAAUGUCCACGAGCCCUCCCAAGGUGUGUAUGAUUUCCAGGAUAGAUAUGACAUUGUGCGCUUUAUAAAGACGGUUCAAAAAGUUGGCCUUUAUGUUCACCUAAGAAUUGGACCUUAUGUUUGUUCAGAGUGGAACUUUGGGGGAUUUCCUGUUUGGUUGAAAUUUGUCCCUGGAAUCAGCUUCAGAACAGAUAAUGAGCCCUUUAAGGUAGCAAUGCAAAAGUUCACGCAAAAAAUUGUUGGGAUGAUGAAGAAUGAGCAUCUAUUUGAAUCCCAAGGAGGUCCAAUUAUCCUAUCUCAGAUUGAGAAUGAGUAUGGACCAACUGAAAAAAGAUUAGGACAAGCUGGUGAGGCGUACUUAAAAUGGGCUGCCGGAAUGGCAGUGGGAUUAAAUACAGGGGUUCCAUGGGUUAUGUGCAAACAAGAUGAUGCACCUGAUCCAGUUAUCAAUGCAUGCAAUGGUUUCUAUUGUGAUACCUUUUUGCCAAAUAAACCUUACAAACCGCUUUUGUGGACUGAAGCGUGGAGUGGCUGGUUCACACUUUUUGGCGGGCCCCAAAAUCAUCGUCCAGCUCAGGAUCUGGCAUUUGCAGUUGCACGUUUCAUACAAAGGGGUGGAUCUCUUAUUAACUAUUACAUGUUCCAUGGAGGAACAAACUUUGGGCGCACUGCUGGCGGUCCUUUUAUAACAACCAGUUAUGACUAUGAUGCUCCAAUUGAUGAAUAUGGCCUGCCAAGAGAACCCAAGUACAGCCACUUGAAGGAGCUGCAUAAGGCUAUUAAAAUGUGUGAACAAGCUUUGGUUUCUUCAGAUCCUACGACGACUACUUUGGGAAGCUUCCAGGAGGCUCAUGUAUUUUCUUCUGGAAAAGGUAACUGUGCUGCCUUCCUCGCAAACUAUGAUAGCAAUUCUGCUGCUAAAGUGGUUUUCAAUGGCAUGCACUAUAAUCUUCCUCCAUGGUCAAUUAGCAUCCUUCCUGACUGCAAAAAUGUAGUCUUCAAUACUGCAAAAGUAGGAACUCCAACUUCACAUUCAAGAAUGUUGUCAACUACCAUUCAACCUCAUUCCUGGGAGACCUAUGGAGAAGAUGUAUCUGCUUUGGAGGACAGUUCAACCUUUACAAGUGUUGGACUUCUGGAGCAGAUAAAUGUCACAAGAGAUAAUAGUGAUUAUUUGUGGUACAUAACCAGCGUUGACAUUAGUCCAUCAGAAUCAUUCCUUCGUGGUGGAGAGAAGCCCACUUUGGCGAUGCAAUCAAGAGGUCAUGCGGUUCACGUAUUCAUAAAUGGAGUCUUGUCGGGGUCAGCAUAUGGUAGCCGCAGUAACAUGAGAAUAAGAUUUUCGGGACCUGUAAACCUUAAUGCCGGGACUAACAGAAUCGCCUUACUUAGCAUAGCUGUCGGAUUACCUAACAGUGGGGUGCAUUUUGAAAAUUGGAAUAUCGGGGUUUUAGGGCCAGUUGUGCUUCAUGGUCUGGAUCAACGUAGUAAGGACUUGACAUGGCAAAAAUGGACCUACAAGGUUGGCUUGAAAGGAGAAUCUAUGAAUAUAGCUUCUGCAAAUGGUGUCUCCUCCGUUGAAUGGAUACCAGCCUCGUUAGUCACCCAAGGUCAGCAGCCCUUGAGGUGGUACAAGGCGUAUUUUGAUGCUCCAGAAGUGUUUGCAAAUAUUCAGGAGUAUACAGACAAGCAAAAUGCCAAGUUGGCUGCGGUAAACCAACUCAGCGAUGGUACCAUGUGCCCAGAUCCUGGUUGAGACCAACGCAAAAUUUACUGGUAUUAUUUGAAGAACUAGGCGGCAUUGCAUCACGGAUAAAGCUCAAGAAAAGGAGUGUCUAAAUCCGCACAUGCUGUGUAUAGGAUUGUCAUCAUAGCGGAAAGAAUGAUUGAUAUUAUCAAUCUAAUAAUAAUUACUAACUGUAAUUAUUCUUCAAGGAUAUAGUUAUUUCAGGUGUCUAAUCUUAUAGAGUUAGCACUGAUCAGAGGUAACAUCAUUGAGUCAUUUCACACACAUUUGUUUCUUCAAAGGAUAGAGCGUCACAUUAGUUUACCAUACCAAACUACAAACACAUAGUUAUAGUCCAAUAUCCAAACCUUAGGACCUAUAUGAAUUUUAAGUUUAUGUAAAAUUUUCAUGCAGAUUGAAGUUGCAAUUUACAUUUUUAGCUGAUUUUGUUAUGCUU